Rhinolophus ferrumequinum (greater horseshoe bat) is the source of this 1210-nucleotide messenger RNA. RefSeq names its product protein CXorf40A. The transcript has 6 exons. Lineage: Eukaryota; Metazoa; Chordata; Mammalia; Chiroptera; Rhinolophidae. The record is from RefSeq and is a predicted model, not a curated record. The coding region runs from base 532 to 1002 and encodes 156 amino acids.
CCUCCCGUCACUUGCCGCCAUCCUUGUGUGUGUGCCUGUGACCUGCCACUGCCCAUACAAACGCGAGUGUGUUGGUCCGCAUGCACAGAUGCAGAAGCUGACACAGGUGGAAGAGCAGUUGUUCCUCAGGCCGCAAAGCAGGUUCCCCUUUAUAUUAGGACAGUAGUCAUAGGACGAGGGUCCACCCCAAUGAGCGCAGUGCAGCUUGAUUACCUCUGGAAGGACCUUUUCAUUCUGGAUGGGAGGAUGGAAGCAAACCAGAGUGGGGGGACUCAUGGAUGGAGUAGAGAGUCCACGCCCCAUGAUGGUGAUGAUGACGUGAUGGGUAGCCACCAGGUGUGACUGUCCUGUUAGGGGCCAGGUACUCACAGCCACGUGAACUCUGAGGCUCUGCCAGCUGCUGUGACUGGACUGACAUUCGGCCCCGGGGCCCUGCUCGUCGCACUGCACAGCUCUGUCCUCCAGCAAGGAGGAGGGCCUCCCCAAGUACAAGGAAAGAAGGCCGCCUGAGCCCCACGGGUCUCCGGGAAGAUGAAGUUCUGCUGCCUCUCCUUCCGGCAGCCUUAUGCAGGUUUUGUCUUAAAUGGGGUCAAGACCUUGGAGACCCUUUGGCGUCCCCUGCUGAGGAGCCACCGGCACUGUACCCUGGCCAUCCACAUUGCUCGCAGGGAUUGGGAAGACGCCUCCUGGAGGGAGCUGCUGCUGGAGAGGCUGGGCAGGACCCCCGCUCAGAUCCAGGCCUUGCUUCAGGAAGGGGAGAAGUAUGGCCGUGGAGUGAUAGCCGGGCUCGUUGACGUUGGGGAAACUUUGCAGUGCCCAGAAAACUUGGCUCCAGAUGAGGUCGUGGAAAAUCAAGCUCUACUGACCAACCUGAGGCAGAAGUACCUGACUGCACUUUCAAACCCCAGGUGGUUGCUGGAGCCCAUACCCAGGAAAGGCGGAAAGGAUAUCUUCCAGGUAGACAUCCCAGAGCACCUGAUCCCCUUGGGGCAAGAGGCCUGACGGAGGCGGCUCUUCAGAGAACGGGCACUGAGGAAACAGCUGAAUCAUGACCGUCCACUCACCAUCGAGCUGCGGAUGGACAUACAGAUCGGGUUCAAUCUCAAUUGGCCGCGCUACGGGGAGCACUAACCACCACGUGCUGUUCGUGUACACAGAUUUCUCCACUCAGAUGCAGGGGACCUUCUUAUGGGGUGCCCUUCUGGGCUCA